AUGCCGGACGGCCUCGAGGAGCCCGGGACUGAGGUCUCGGAUGCCAUGUCAGAUAAUGACCACGAGUACGACGACGAGACGCCCGUAAAAGACGACGACGACGAGAAGAUGGCCGAGUCCCACGAUAGCGGCAACGACAACAACGGCGAGGUAAAGAAGAAGUACGAUCCCAAGGACCCUUCACGGCCGAGGAGGAAGAAGGCUCGCCGGGCGUGUUUCGCCUGCCAACGAGCCCAUCUGACCUGCGGGUCCGGCUCUCGCGACAGUCUUGUGGUAGUCAAGUGA
Messenger RNA from Colletotrichum chrysophilum, 285 nucleotides. RefSeq lists its product as uncharacterized. The transcript is spliced from 2 exons. Gene Ontology annotation, cellular component: nucleus. Gene Ontology annotation, biological process: cellular response to starvation. NCBI's taxonomy places the organism in Eukaryota, Fungi, Ascomycota, Sordariomycetes, Glomerellales, Glomerellaceae. The record is from RefSeq and is a predicted model, not a curated record. The coding region runs from base 1 to 285 and encodes 94 amino acids. Gene Ontology annotation, molecular function: RNA polymerase II transcription regulatory region sequence-specific DNA binding; DNA-binding transcription factor activity.